UGUCUCUAUCUUAAUUAUAAAACGUAAUGUCACGAGUCAAAGGAGAUAUAGCAAUUAAAAAAAAUUCUUAUAAAAAGACGAACGGUAUUUCAAAAAUUCUAUUCGUAUAUCGCUUAAAAUACUGUUUUAUUUGAGAACUUAAACAGUAGUUUGAAAUUUUUAUUUACCCACAGGUACAAGUCAUGCACUCGUAAAGUUAAUGAUUUUUGAUUUAUGGUUUCUUUAUAAGGUUAGACAAAUUUGUCGACUUAGUUAUCAAGUAUCACGUCCGAUAUUACGAACUAUUUAUUUCAUGGCGAUUGGAGCAGGUAUAUUAUUCAUAUAUACAUUGCUUAAUGGCAAUAUCAAUUCGAUUACUUGCGAAAAAUACAAUAAACAUAAAGAAUCGAGGGAAUCAAACGUCGAAAUUCUUGCAAUUUCUGAUCGUUCAAAAGCCGAUACGAUAUUAUUAAAAGAAGAAAUAUCAAAGUUAAAAAUGAAGACUUUUAAUCUCGACAUGAUGAUGCGAAAAAUGAAUGCAGAAUUAAGCAACAUUCAUUCGCCCUUGAAAAAAACAUAUUUAGAAAUGGCUGAUUUUGUAUCGGAAUCAGUCGGUGGUUCAGUGAUAUCAACGCCAGAUACAGAAUCAUAUUUUGAAUCGAAGAGUACUCAAUUUUAUUUCUUUGGCAUUCCAAUUUGGCGGCCGAAUUAUUUCACGCCUCGGAAAGUAAUACAGCCUUGGAGUCAAGCAGGAGAAUGUUGGGCUUUUCGUGGUUCCCAUGGAAAAAUUGUAUUAGAGUUGGCUAUUUUUGCUACCAUCAGCCAUGUGACUAUGGAACAUAUACCAGUUAGUAUGUCCUUAACGGGGAAAAUUGAUUCGGCGCCAAAAAAAUUCAUUGUCUUUGGUUAUUUCAGAAAUCAAUACAUACCGAUAGAUACAUUCGAAUACAAUAUUCAAGGAGCACCAACGCAAACAUUUCUUAUUACCAAACGUGAAUUAUCAAAUAUUCCUUUUAAAACCAUCAUGCUAGAGAUAUUAUCAAAUUGGGGUAAUGAAAAAUACACAUGUAUAUAUCGAUUUAGGAUACAUGGCAAGUCUUAUGAAUAAAAUUACAAGAAACUUAAGCUUAG
This is a messenger RNA of Vespula pensylvanica (western yellowjacket), 1110 nucleotides long. RefSeq names its product SUN domain-containing protein 1-like. Gene Ontology annotation, molecular function: protein-membrane adaptor activity. The record is from RefSeq and is a predicted model, not a curated record. Gene Ontology annotation, cellular component: nuclear envelope; meiotic nuclear membrane microtubule tethering complex. The transcript is spliced from 7 exons. NCBI's taxonomy places the organism in Eukaryota, Metazoa, Arthropoda, Insecta, Hymenoptera, Vespidae. Gene Ontology annotation, biological process: nuclear envelope organization. The coding region runs from base 200 to 1087 and encodes 295 amino acids.